CAUAUUAAUGUAUGAAUACUAAUACUCCCGUUUACAAAAUCCCAAAAAAACAUUGAAAUUGAUGACACACAGCUUUAACAACGGCAACUUUGUAGUGAAAAUGAGUCCGUGAAAUCAAACGCCUGUGUUGCAAAAAUGAGUGGGCUGUGGUCCGAUAAUCCGAGUCCUGAGUAUGAGUGGUGCUUGAUCUGCCCCAGGUGUAAUGCCAGAAGCUGCCGCCGCAAACAGUCCCACACCAAAGCAAACCCCGAUCGCUACUUCUACUCUUGCCCCGAUGACAAUUUUUUCAAGUGGGAGGACGAGGUGAAGCCCCAUGAAUGGGUCAGAGUGCCUUGCUGCGGGGGCUGCAGCGCCGGUGUUUGCCGGGUGAGGAGGGAAGUCUUCGGGCCCAAUGCGGGUCGGAUCAUGUUCAUGUGCAGAGUAAAGGAGGGAGAGGGUUCGUGUGGGUAUAGAGUUUGGCAAGACGAGCUAGAAAUGAUGGAAGCUCGUCAGGCAGAGGAAAGGAUGAGCUCGUCUCAAUCGGGAAGGGUAGAUUGCAACGGUGGAGUCACUGAUGCCAUUGAGGAUGACAGCAAGCAGAGGGAUGAAGGAACUGAUCAUGUGUCACCUUUGGUUGAACCUUCAGAUGAUCUUGUGUGUCGUGAAGUAACCCCUUGGAGGAGGGAUCAGUUGAAAGGCAUGGAAGAAAGAUAUAAUUUGACUUCGAGGAGACCUCACAAACGAUCACGUUGUGGAGGAAUAAUAGCUUCGGGUUUUCCAAAUUCUGCUAGCGUUUCGACAGUACGUGUAGCACUGAAUACUAUGUCAACUAGACACUGUUGGAUGGCGGAUGCAAUCCAUCGGAAUCUAAGCACUGAACUCAAUGGCUGGUGGGGAAGGCUUGUUUUCCAUCCGAAGCGCUGCUUGAUGACUUAUGAACUGAAAUCAUCCACCUCGUCUGUUUCCAAUCCUCUAGAGUUUGUGGUGCAAGACAUUUUGGUGAACUUUAGUAGUUCAAUCACCCCAGGAAGAAAUGCAAAGGCAGUCCAAGGCUAUAAAGAGCUUUCGUUCAAUCUGGAACAGCAUCAUAGUCCUACUCUUAUAGACUCCACUUAUGUGGUACCGGAACAGAUUGUGGUCGAUGCAACAACUUCAACAAGGAGCUCAGAUAUUCCACUUUCUCCUGUUUCUCUAAAGAAACCAUCUUGCAAGCCAACAAAUGAAGGUAGAAUGUCAAAAUCAAUCUCGAAUGUAUUCCAUCAAGCUGCCGAACGCCUCCAGGAUGAGCUUCUUGCCCGUCUGGAGACAAUGGAUGUUAAAGACCACGCUGCCAUGAGUCAGGAGGCGGAAGCUACGUUUGCUGCUCUAGAUUGCUUGCUCUUCGAUUACAAAGAUUUCAAAAGGCACGUGGAUGAACUGAUCCGUUGUGCUUCACAAUUGUUUGAGAUUGACCAAGCUAUUCUCACGAAUGAUUCUCAUCAGAAGUUAAUUGAGAUCUGUUCUACAGAGAGAGAGAGGCUAGAUGAGAUCAACCGCGUGCAUGCUGAGGCACUCGAAGCCCUGAUCGACAGCAAGAAUCACAUAAAAGUUUUGCAAGAAGAGAUCUCUUCUGCCCUGGCCCGGCUGUUCCAGAUUGAAGCCGAUGUAUCUUGUUGUGAGGUUGAGAUGAGGUGUUUGGAGAUCGAGCUCGAGAAAACAUCUCAAAACAAGGAGGCGUUGGAGGGCAAGUACUUGAUUGCAUCUAAAGAACUGGAAGAGUCUCAGAAACUCAUCAAACACAGUGAAGCAGAACGAAAUGCUGCAAAGGCUGCAUUCAACAGGGCAAGGGCAUUGCUACGAGGAUAGAAUUGCACCCGAGCUGCCUCGUUGUUCAUGUAACGUAUCU
Messenger RNA from Salvia hispanica, 1864 nucleotides. RefSeq lists its product as uncharacterized. NCBI's taxonomy places the organism in Eukaryota, Viridiplantae, Streptophyta, Magnoliopsida, Lamiales, Lamiaceae. The record is from RefSeq and is a predicted model, not a curated record.